AUGUCUUGUUCAGCAUCCUUGUCAUUACAAGCACCACUUUUGGCUCCAUCAGCCAUGUUAGUCUUUGAUUUUGAUAGCACUUUGGUGAGAGAGGAGAGUUUAGUUACCUUGUUGGAGUAUGCUCUGAGAGAGGACUUGAGAAAUAAUUCAUCUAUUUCCGAUGAUGAAAAAGAAAAACAAUUACAAGAUGCUCUUUCAAAAGUUAUGGAUAUCACGAACCAAGGAAUUAAAGGAGAAAUUCCGAUGACUGAAUCCUAUGCAAGAAGAUUGUCAAUCGCUUCACCAACAAUGAAACAUGUUAAAAAGUAUUUAGAAAGAUCUGUGGAUAGUGUCAUGACACCCAAAAUGGACUCUGUUAUCAAUACUGUGAGAGAGAAUUAUCCAAUCCCGAUUCAUGUCAUUUCACAAGGCCCAAGAAUUAUUGUAGAAUAUUAUUCUAAAUUACUUUUCGGAAUUCCAAGCAAAAAUAUCCAUGCAGUCGAUGUUAAUUUUCCGGAAGAAGGAGUUGACACCAAUGCUCAUCAGUAUAUAUCUUUGGAUGACGAAAUGCUUUCGAAAGGAAAGAGUGGAGUACUGCAACGUAUUAUUGAUAAUAUUAACAUUGACCACUCUGGUAUUGGCAGCAAAGUUGAAAACAUUAUUGUGGUUGGUGAUGGCGUUUCCGACAUGAAUAUGAAACAUAAUGGGCCUGCAACAAUUACUAUUGGAUUUGGGGCUAAUUUACUUUUCCAAAAAACCAAAGAAUUGGCGGACUACUUUGUUAUAGAUUGUGACCAACUCAAUCAAAUAUUGGUGCAACAUGUUUUAAGAGACUGUGUCACAUUCAAUUUUUAUCCAGGACCGGCAACAAUUCCUACUGAUGUUAUGCUAAAAGCUAGGGAUAAUUUAUUAUGUUUUGAUAGAGGUAUCUCAAUUAUGGAAUAUUCUCAUCGUGCUCCUAAGUUUAUGAAUCUUAUGGACAGUGCUGAGAAGAAAUUGAGAGAAUUGGUGAAUAUACCAGAUGAUUAUGCAGUUCUUUUCUUGCAAGGAGGAGCCUUUACACAAUUUUCUGCAAUUCCAUUAAAUCUUUGCGAAAACACAGAAACAACAGCGAUUUAUGUUGUUUCAGGAACUUGGUCUAAAAAAGCUUAUCAAGAGGCUAAGGCUUUCAUGGGAGGCAAUGCUGUACAGUUUGGCUUGGAUGAAAUCAAUGAUAUCAAGAACAAUGAGUCGUAUCCUAAAUGUUCAUAUGUGUACUAUUGUGAAAAUGAAACUGUACAAGGAGUGGAAAAACCAUCUACUUUCUUGGAUGACAUAGUCAAUGAUGGAAAAAUAUUAGUGUGUGACAUGAGUUCAAACUUUCUUUCCAGGCCUUUUGAUAUUAGAAAAUAUGGACUUGUUUAUGCAUGUGCUCAAAAGAAUUUUGGAAUUGCAGGUCUUACCAUUGUGAUUCUAAGAAAAGAUUUAAUUAAGGAAAAGGAGAAUUAUGUACCUUCCAUGCUUGAUUUCCAAGCUCUUUAUCAAGAAAGAUCCCUUCUCAAUACUCCUGUCACUACCGCCAUUUACAUGGCCGACCUCAUAUUUGACUGGAUCAAGAGACAUGGUGGACUAUCUGCUAUGGAUGAACUUGCUCAAAAGCGUGCCAGUCUUUUAUAUAACUGUAUUGAACAGUCAUCUUUCUUUGAUUUGCCUAUCAAAAAAGAGUUUCGCUCACGAAUGAAUGUUGUUUUCAAAAUUAAGGACGUAACUCUUGAAAAGACAUUCAUUAAGGAGGCCGAAAGAGUUGGUCUUAUAGGUUUGGCAGGGCAUAGAAGUGUUGGUGGAUUUAGAGCCAGCAUUUACAACGGAAUGCCACUGAAAGGAGUGGAACGACUUGUUCAGUUUAUAAGAGUUUUCGAGAAUAGAUAUAAUAACUAA
This is a messenger RNA of Naegleria fowleri, 1896 nucleotides long. RefSeq lists its product as uncharacterized. NCBI's taxonomy places the organism in Eukaryota, Heterolobosea, Eutetramitea, Acrasida, Naegleriidae. Gene Ontology annotation, molecular function: O-phospho-L-serine:2-oxoglutarate transaminase activity; pyridoxal phosphate binding. The transcript has 3 exons. Gene Ontology annotation, cellular component: cytoplasm. The record is from RefSeq and is a predicted model, not a curated record. The coding region runs from base 1 to 1896 and encodes 631 amino acids. Gene Ontology annotation, biological process: L-serine biosynthetic process.